This is a messenger RNA of Arachis ipaensis, 944 nucleotides long. Its product is annotated as N-alpha-acetyltransferase MAK3-like. The record is from RefSeq and is a predicted model, not a curated record. Gene Ontology annotation, biological process: N-terminal peptidyl-methionine acetylation. Gene Ontology annotation, molecular function: protein-N-terminal amino-acid acetyltransferase activity. NCBI's taxonomy places the organism in Eukaryota, Viridiplantae, Streptophyta, Magnoliopsida, Fabales, Fabaceae. Gene Ontology annotation, cellular component: NatC complex.
GUUCUUACGGUUUAUCUCCCUCAAGUGACUGACUGCCUGCACUGCACACCCCUCCCUUGCUUCAGAGACCUCGCAUCUCGCACGCUGCCUCAUCGCCGAUCACCGUAGUGGUUUCUUCGCCGGUAAUCGGUUGCUGAUCCACAUAUAACAUCGUUGCUUCUUCCUUCGUUGAUUUGUCCAGAAUAUCAAAGCAAUAAUAGUCAAGACGAAAACAAGGAGGACAAAGAAGAGACACCAUGGAAACAAGCACCAAAGAAGACUUAGAAAUCAAGAAAGUGGAUUGUGAUGCAUCGGAGAUCGAGUAUGUUAGUUAUGGUGGCGAGCACCACCUCCCCCUUAUCAUGAACCUAGUCGACCAAGAACUCAGCGAGCCUUACUCUAUAUUCACGUAUCGUUACUUUGUCUAUCUCUGGCCUCAGCUCUCUUUCUUGGCAUUCCACAAGGGUAAAUGUGUCGGCACGGUGGUUUGUAAGAUGGGCGACCAUCGAAACGUUUCCAGAGGAUACAUUGCCAUGUUGGUUGUGAUAAAGCCCUAUAGAGGAAAAGGCAUUGCUACAGAACUUGUUACUAGGUCUAUUAAGGUGAUGAUGGAAUCUGGUUGUGAAGAAGUUACUCUGGAAUCAGAAGUUACAAACAAAGGAGCAUUGGCACUCUAUGGUCGCCUUGGCUUUAUUAGGGCUAAGAGGCUCUUUCAUUAUUAUUUGAACGGAGUGGAUGCUUUCCGGCUCAAACUGCGAUUCCCUCGGCCGGAGCUGCACCCAUCUCUGCCUGUGAUGGCAGAUAAAUAUGGUAGUAGUCAUGUACCAAGUGAUCAUGAUAAUUCAGCAUUUGAACAAUGAUUUGAUUCCUUCAAUGCCUGUUUGAGUGUUUGUAAAGAAUCAUAAACCCUUCUUGAGCAUAUUGAUGUAGAAUUAAUUAGAUACCAAGAUUUUUUGUUGGCUCAA